GAUGGGCAGAUCAGCAUCCACGAUCUUUUGGACCCUCUUCAUGACAAGCCUGGCUAUAGCAAGCUUAGGAGGAGAUUGGAUCACCUGGAAAAGAAGCAGAUGCCCCUUCAGGCUCCACUUCCGAAGGUGGGGAGGGAGAAGUUGGAGAGAAAGGUGGCCUACGAGCAUUCGAAGAAGGACGUCACUAAGUGGGAGCCGUUGGUGAAGAGGAACAGAGAGGCCCCUACUCUGUAUUUUGAUGAGGAUGUGAAUUUGGGGUUCUCAACUGUUGGAGCUAUUGCUUCUGAGUUUGAACCAAGGACAGAGUUUGAGAAGAAGAUGGCUUUGCUGGUCCAUGAUCCAGAAGUUAUGGAGGCCCAUAAGAAAGAUGGUUCAAGACUUCUCGAGCUAAACAAGGAACGUGGUCUGAAAAAGCGGCAGGAGGCAGCUUAUGAAGAAGCUCGCCUUGCUCUUCAAGAGUAUGAUAAAUCUCUGAAGCAGCUUGAGGAGGAUGAUGAGAUAGAAAGCCCUGGGGUAGCAAAAGUUAGUGGUAGAAAGGUUUUUGGGGCUGCUAAAAAGCAGCCUCAAGAAUCUAAUAAGAGAAUGAGUUCAGAUAAUGUUGAUUCUAGUGACAGUGAAGGUGACAUUGAGGCCACUGAACAUGAGGAAGUUGGGCUUGGAGUAAAUAGCGAGCCAAAGGAAGUACGGUUUGGAUCUUCUCUUCAUGAUGAAUCUGAAACAGGUCAGGAUGCUGUAUUUAAGAGUUUUGAUGAUGUUAUCAAAAAUCCUGGUCCAAAGACAACAUAUGAAGUUGCGAUAUUUGCUUCAAAUUCGUGGAAAAAGAUGACAGGUGAAAAUGCAGUAAAUAGCACUACUGAACAAGCCAAGGCAGUUGAGAAUCCUCCUAUGCCCGCUCAGGAUGUCAAGGAAAUGGAUCAGAACAGUGAUUCAGAUUCUGAUGAGAAGAUGGUGGAUGGGUUUCUGUCAUCUCAUGCAAAAACUGAUUAUGAACUUCCAUCUCAAGCUGACCUUAUACACCGUGCUUUUGCUGGUGAUGAUGUGGAGGCAGAGUUUGAGAAGGACAAAAUGGAGGUACUUGAUGAAGAGAACCCUGAACCUGAAAAACCAGUUCUGGUUCCCGGAUGGGGACAAUGGACUCGCAUCCAACAGAAGAAAGGCAUGCCUUCUUGGAUGAUAGAAGAACAUAACAAUGCCAAGCGGAAGAGGGAAGAAGCCCUAAAGAAGAGGAAGGAUGCAAAUCUCAAACAUGUUAUUAUUUCAGAGAAAACUGAUAAGAAGGCAGAAAAACUUCUCACAAAGAAUUUGCCCUAUCCUUAUACAUCAAAAGAAGUCUACGAGCAGAGCAUCCGUAUGCCAAUUGGUCCUGACUACAACCCAGCAAUAUCAGUUAGAGCACUUAAUCGGCCUGCGGUUGUCAAGAGAGCUGGGAUCAUCAUUAAGCCAAUCCACUUUGAGGAGGUGGACCCCCAUGAGAAUCCAGAGGAACCCAAACGGGUUGUACAGAAGUCAGUACCAGGGCCAAAGGCAAAUAAAAGAAAAUCUGCCGGUGGAAAUCCUCGUCAAAAGGCUUCUUCCAAGAAGAGGAAUUGAGAUGUAUUUUAAUUUUGUUUAUUUAAGAUCUAGAUAGAAUCACAUCAAAAGUUUCUUCCAAGGGAUCAGUCAUGAUGAUUAUGAAUCUGGAUAAAAUUAUUUUAAUGUAAUCAAAAUUUUGAAGUUAGUCCU
Elaeis guineensis (African oil palm) is the source of this 1722-nucleotide messenger RNA. NCBI's taxonomy places the organism in Eukaryota, Viridiplantae, Streptophyta, Magnoliopsida, Arecales, Arecaceae. The record is from RefSeq and is a predicted model, not a curated record.